This is a messenger RNA of Rotaria sp. Silwood1, 585 nucleotides long. NCBI's taxonomy places the organism in Eukaryota, Metazoa, Rotifera, Eurotatoria, Philodinida, Philodinidae. The record is from the annotation of a GenBank genome assembly.
AUGUCACCAUAUGAUGAGCUCGCAUCAAAACGAGCCAAUGAAUGUUGUAUAAUAAUUAUCGUUUUCAAAGAUAAUUCUACCUUAAUCGAACAUCGUGCCGACAGUCAUUUAUGUAGAAAAGGCAAUGAUAAUGAUGCAAUGAAGUUGUAUGAAAGUAUUGUUGAUCACAUUAUUUCAUCUGAAGGAGAACAAUCAGUCAUUAGUCAUUUUUAUGUGUUGAGAGGAUGUAAUAGUAAACUCAAACAAAAGUUUCAAAAAUCGUUGAUUCGAGUAACAGAAACAUUAAUCAAAGACAAUUCCAUUUCAGAAUUACGAGGAGGUGCUUUAAUGUUGAAUUUUAUUAAAUCGAUACGCAGAAUUAAUGUAAUAUGGAAUAUUACAGAAGAUAAUUCAUUUAUUGAUGCUGGUAUUAUUUAUCGACCUGAUGUUGGUUUUUGUCUUGUAAUUAAACAUGGAUUUAAUAUUAUGAUAGGUAAACGUGAUGAUGAAAAAAUUCCAAUUUACUGUGGUACACUAGUAUAUGUACUUGAAUCAAAUGAGAAAACUUUUCAAGAUAGUAUUUUCUAUGUAACAACAAAUCAGUGA